CCUGAUGGAGAAAUGCCCCAACCAAACAGGGACCAAGCGCAGUACUUCAGCCGUGUUUGCAAAUGAUCGCAAACAAAGAUAAAAGCACCUUCCAAAAAGGUGAAAAUACAGCUAUCCCUUGGCUUCCAGGUCUUAAAAGAGGCACUGCCCUGGAAGAGCAAACCAAUACAAUAAUUGUUAAAGAAACAGGUUACUUUUUUGUGUACAGCCAGGUUUAUUAUAAGGAUAAAAUCUAUGCAAUGGGGCACAUAAUAGUAAGGAAAAAGGCAAGCAUAGUUGGAGAUGAACUGCAAAAUGUAAAUUUAUUCCGAUGUAUCCAAAAUAUGAAUGAAGAUUUUCCUUUCAAUACCUGCUAUACAGCUGGGAUUGCAAAACUGGAAGAAGGAGAUAGUAUUGAACUCCUCAUACCUCGGCAGUCAGCAGUGGUAUCUCUGGAUGGGGAUUCAACAUUCUUUGGCGCUAUAAAGCUUGUAUGAAUUUUGUGGAAGAUGUACUUCUCUGUUUGUGGGUGUGCCUGAGUAGAUUGAGGGUAGUUGACACUGUAGAGACCUGUUUCAGUGAGGUUGCGUCUGCUCAGCUUCUUCUGAUACAAACAGGAAGCCCAAUGGCUGUGUAAGCACUUGUGACAUAUGGUUUAUCGGAAAGUGACUUGGGAUGGUGCCAUCACUGGUGACAAGCAAAUCAAACAGGAUGUUCAAAACAUCAGGCAUGGUAUUAAAAAUAUAUAUCUUUUAUUUUCCAUGUGCAGGUGAUUUGAGUCUUAAGGGGAUAUAGAUAAUGAAAUAAUUGCAAAAACCCUUACUUGUCACAGCUUUCCAUUCGCCAUGUCGGUCCCACAUGUGCAGUUCUGUAAGAUUUAUAUGUAAAAAAAGUAUAACUAGUACCAUACUAUACUAGGUUAAAGAAAGUUUGCAUGUCUUACUUUCAGGUAGCCUGUUACACUUCCUAGCCUAGGUCAUCGUCUCAACCCCUUCCACAGCUCCUUUCUUGUUAUUAACCAACCAGCCACUUUCCCUUAUGACAUGCUUUGCAGCCAGUGAAAUGAUUUGACCCUGAUGGCACUGCUGGGGUAAAACAGCUUUGAAGUGCAAUUAUAACAGAUUACCUGAAAGAAAUGCCUGCAAACAAGUUUUCUUUAACCGACAUCGGUAAAAUACAUGUUUGCUAUAUGAGACCUACAUAACGAAUGGUCCAAUUUAUUAAAGUAUUUCAUUAUAUAUAGGCUAACCCAGCGUUCAGGUUUCCAAUGAUCCAGAUCCAAAGUACUAGAGAGGCUCUAAAAUAGAAAUAUGGGUUUCGUUGUACAUUGCAGAUAAUACCUUUUAAUAGGAUCAGUUAAACUUGUAUGAAAAAUACCCUCGCUUUCAAGACCAUAGAGGUUUCUUCUUCAGAUGUAUUUUAAAUACAUAUUCAGCUGAUCCUAUUAAAAACUGUCAUCGCCAAAAAAAAGGUCUGCUUAUCCUACUCUGUGUACAUUGUACAGUUUAUAUACCAUAAAGAUUUAAUAUGUAUUGAUAGCUACAUUGGAUUUACAUCUGAUAAAGUCAAAACAACAACAAUUUGUUCAUGCUUUGUAAAAUACCUGUCAGUAAAGAAAGUACUUGUAAAAUGAUAAGUGUUUUUUUUUUUUAAACAACUGAGGUAAGUUUAAGAAUACCUGAUAUUGUACCUUAACCGUACUAUACCUGGUAAUGAAUGUUCCUUUAAAUCACAGUCGUGUAUUUUUUAUUUCAAAUGCUUAGAACCUUAUUUCAGUCAAAUAGGUUUUCUUUUCUUUUAAUAACUGUAAUGAUAAAUGUAAUGAAGAUAUUUGGAGUUUAUGAUUGACCUAAAAAAAUCUAAACAAGGAACAGAAAGAAACAAGGCAUGCUGGGUGAAACAAAGUAAAUAUUAAGUUAAAUAAGCAAUAAACUCCUUUUU
Molecule: messenger RNA, 1920 nt
Organism: Acipenser ruthenus (sterlet)
Lineage: Eukaryota; Metazoa; Chordata; Actinopteri; Acipenseriformes; Acipenseridae
Product: tumor necrosis factor ligand superfamily member 13B-like
Exons: 5
Coding region: 63-476 (137 amino acids)
Biological process (GO): immune response
Cellular component (GO): membrane
Molecular function (GO): tumor necrosis factor receptor binding; receptor ligand activity
Source: RefSeq, a predicted model, not a curated record